AUGGCUUGGUCUGAUGUUGUUUGUGUUGCUGUGCCUUUCCCUGGAAGAGGAGCAUGGACAGGAGCCAUCAUAGCUUCCAUUCUUAGUAUGCCAUUAUGGGCAGCAGUGUUUGCAAAUUUCUUUGGUAUUGUAUUGGCUGGGCUUCCAGUUAAUUUGCUGGUGAACAUUGGUCUCAAAUAUGCAAUUAUCACUGGUAUUAUCCUCUUCAUUCAUGUGGAGCAUCCUUCGGAACCUUAG
Prunus armeniaca (apricot) is the source of this 237-nucleotide messenger RNA. The record is from the annotation of a GenBank genome assembly. NCBI's taxonomy places the organism in Eukaryota, Viridiplantae, Streptophyta, Magnoliopsida, Rosales, Rosaceae.